AUCCCUCAUUACUACUCUUUUACAUUCUCAUCUUCAUAUAGUAUAUCUUUACAUUAAAACGUCUAUCACUCUUUCUAGACGUUUCAACUCUCGAACGUUAUCAACCAACCCCUUUGUGAGAUCACCGUUACCCGUUGGUGUGUAAAUACCCGAAGUUGAAAGUACAAACCCUGUUGUGGUCCUUCCAACUCUUUCAACCCCCUUCUUCAUCUUCAUCUACCUUACCUUAUCUUUCUUACAGUACUUCUCUUGAUAACUACCAAACUUGAAUUCGAUCUCGAUACAGGAACGAAAGAAGAAUCAAGAAAUAUAAACAUGACCACUAGGGCUGCAAAUUCUCGUAGGGCAGCAAGUAGAACUCGUACGGACGAAAAUGCCGUUCCUUCUCAAACUCUCAGAUCAAAACCUUCUCUUUCUUCAUUAGGUCCGGCGCAAAAGGUUGGCGUCACUGUGAACCAAGGGAAGAAAGUGGGUGCGAAGGUCGGUGCGAAGAGGACUGUUUUGGGUGGUGUGGUAGGUAAUGGUGUUAAGGAUGAUGUGGAAGAAGGAAAGAAAGCUUUGAAACCAACAACCAAAACAAUCCUCACUGAAACCCGCCAACCUUUGCAAACACGAAACAACAACGUCCCUUCUACCGUCCCCAAUGGCCCUUCACGCGUCAUCGCUCCAGUACCUCAUCGCGCCAAACCUACCUCUGUCCAUGUGGACGCCCCUAUGCCAUCGGACGACUUGUCCGAGAUGGACGUCGAUACCCGACGGCCAGAAGUUUUGUCCAGAGAAGAAGAUGAAUCUUCUUUGGUAGGUUCGGACGAAGAGGAAGAUGAUGAAGAAGAUGAGGAUGAUUGGUUACGUUUACCAGAAGAUGCUGCCGCUCAAGUAGAAGAAGAGUUAGCUUUGGUUAGAAAUUCUUUCAAAGAUGAUGUGGACAUGUUUGACACUACCAUGGUGGCUGAAUAUGCCGAUGAGAUCUUUCAACAUAUGGAGAACUUGGAACAAAGUGUCAUGCCUAAUCCUCGUUACAUGGACUUUCAGACGGAGAUCGAAUGGACAAUGCGAUCAACACUGAUCGACUGGCUCCUCCAAGUUCACCUCCGUUACCACAUGCUUCCAGAAACGUUAUGGAUAGCCGUCAAUCUCGUCGAUCGUUUCCUUUCCGUCCGAGUUGUAUCCCUCGUCAAACUCCAACUGGUAGGCGUCACAGCCAUGUUCAUCGCUGCGAAGUACGAAGAAAUUCUCGCCCCAUCUGUCGAAGAAUUCGUAUUCAUGACCGAAAGUGGAUACACCAAAGAUGAAAUCCUCAAAGGUGAACGCAUCAUCCUUCAAACAUUAGACUUUACCAUCUCCUCUUACUGCUCUCCUUACUCCUGGGUCAGACGGAUCUCCAAAGCGGACGAUUAUGAUAUCCAAACGAGAACAUUGUCAAAGUUCCUCAUGGAGGUCACAUUGUUGGAUCAUCGGUUUUUGAGAUGCAGACCGAGUAUGAUAGCUGCUGUUGGUAUGUAUUUGGCGCGGAGGAUGUUGAAUGGGGAUUGGAACGACGCCUUCGUGUAUUACUCCGGUUUCACAGAAGUUCAACUGGUCCCUGGCGCAAUGCUCCUAUGUGAACGUCUCGUCGAACCAUCCUUCGAAGGCGUAUACGCUUACAAGAAAUAUUCCAACAAGAAAUUCCUUCGAGCAAGUACGUUUGCCAGGGAAUGGGCAAUGAAACAUGCUCCUUCAUCUUGGUGAUUUCGACUUUUCAAAUGUCCGACUUGUCCUAUUCAAAUGAUUCUUCCAACACCAUCAUGGAGGUCGGUUAUUGGGGAUAUUCAAGGCGGAUAGCGAUCCAUUUGAAGAUGUUAGGAAGAGCAUCACCGAUACUUGUGAACGGAGAGAGGAAGUCACUUGGAAGAAGAGGAAUGGGAAGAAGGAAGAAGGGGAAAGGGGAAGAAGACUUUUUUUUACCGAACACUUUACUUUGCCAAAUCAUCAAAUCAUCAUAAACACACACACACACCCUCGAAGAAACAGUCACAUUUACCCACCGGUCUCUUGCAUACCCUUUUGAUUCUAUUCUAUUCAUUCAUGGACAAUCCGUAGCUCUAGUCAUAGUCGUAAAUCAUGAGCCUUAAGUCAUCUGAGAGAAACGAAGUUUUCUUUUACCUGUUUUUGACAAAGACGUCACAUGCAUCUUUAUUGAGACG
This is a messenger RNA of Tremella mesenterica DSM 1558, 2183 nucleotides long. RefSeq lists its product as uncharacterized. Bases 316 to 1728 code for a protein of 470 amino acids. Gene Ontology annotation, biological process: G2/M transition of mitotic cell cycle; regulation of cyclin-dependent protein serine/threonine kinase activity. Lineage: Eukaryota; Fungi; Basidiomycota; Tremellomycetes; Tremellales; Tremellaceae. The transcript is spliced from 6 exons. Gene Ontology annotation, molecular function: cyclin-dependent protein serine/threonine kinase regulator activity. The record is from RefSeq and is a predicted model, not a curated record. Gene Ontology annotation, cellular component: nucleus; cyclin-dependent protein kinase holoenzyme complex; centrosome.